This is a messenger RNA of Arabidopsis lyrata subsp. lyrata, 719 nucleotides long. Its product is annotated as LOB domain-containing protein 32. Lineage: Eukaryota; Viridiplantae; Streptophyta; Magnoliopsida; Brassicales; Brassicaceae. The coding region runs from base 15 to 596 and encodes 193 amino acids. The record is from RefSeq and is a predicted model, not a curated record. The transcript has a single exon.
ACAAAACAAGAAGAAUGGCUUCCAAACGUUGUGCUGUCUGCAAGAUCUUGAAAGAAACUUGUGCUCCAGGGUGCAUCUCCGCACCACAUUUUCCAUCGGACGAUACGAGAUUCGAUGAUGUUCAUCAAGUUUUUGGAGCCGUGAACGUCCGCAACAUCCUCAAUAAUCUUGAAUCCCCAGAACAGCGUGCGAUUGCUGCCAACUGUUUGCGUUAUGCGGCUGAAGCUCGUAGACGUGACCCUAUUUCUGGUUGUCAUGGCAUGAUCUUACACUACAAGAAUAUUCUCAAUAAUGUUGAACAAGAUAUUAAAUCUGCAAUGAAUGAGCUCGAAACCUAUGUGGGACACGAUCAAGUGCCAAAAUUUUAUGAUCUUCCAAUGCCAGAUGAUUUCCUCAUUACACCAGGCUCUUCAGAUUCCUUUAUUGAAAAAAUAAAGAGUCUAAACGAUGUUCAAAAGAAUCAACUUAUGCAACUCCAAACAGCUGCUGAUGUGCAAAUGAUAAUGAGUAACAUAUUUUGGAAGAGAGAAGAUCAAAAGAUGGAUGAUGGUCAUGGUCAUGGAGCUGAUGGCGCAUCAACAUCUGCUAGUCAGUGAUACUCAAGAGUUCCUCCAAUACCUAAAAACCAGAUAUCUCCGUUACCUAAAAAUCAAAGCCAACAAUAAUUUUAAUAAUGUAUUUUGUGUGUGUUUUCCUUCUAAUUCUAGUCUCAUAAUAAC